Messenger RNA from Saccostrea cuccullata (small rock oyster), 3942 nucleotides. RefSeq lists its product as uncharacterized. Gene Ontology annotation, molecular function: 3'-5'-DNA exonuclease activity; nucleic acid binding. The coding region runs from base 883 to 3099 and encodes 738 amino acids. Gene Ontology annotation, biological process: DNA catabolic process. NCBI's taxonomy places the organism in Eukaryota, Metazoa, Mollusca, Bivalvia, Ostreida, Ostreidae. Gene Ontology annotation, cellular component: cytoplasm. The record is from RefSeq and is a predicted model, not a curated record. The transcript has 5 exons.
UAGUGGUUGUGUUAGAAUGUGCACAUGAUGAAUUGAGGCGUUAUAUUUUCAUUGUCUCGAUGAAAUAAUUUUUUUUUAUUGAACACAAAUAUAGAAUUCAUAAAUAAAAUUUAACAACUACACACAUGUUCAUCAUGACAAUAAAUGAGAGGUAAACAUUACUGAGUAUUUCUUUUUAACAAAAUGAAAAUUGGAACAAAAUAUAUUUAAAGAUUUGGCGCAAAUUUUAUAAGCCUACGUCAUUUUUUAAAUAUGUAAACGUCAUAAAUGAAAAAACGGCUCGGUGCCAUGAAGCACAAGGGAAAAUUUAUUUCUGUGCGAAAACAAAAUCGCUUGGAAAAUUUAAAACGAAAGGAAAACACUUCCGUAAAUGAUGGAAAGAAAGAGCAAAAAGGCACAGAUGAACAAAAAGACAAAAAUGAUUCCUGGGCCGAGGGGAGAAGAAUAGUAGAGCUAAGCGUAUUGGCUCAAGGUUUGAAGGAGUGCGUUUUCUGCAAAGAAAACUUAAGAUUAGAUGCUUGUGUUGACGAGACAAAGUAUGGAUUGGCGUCUAUUCUGUACGUAAAAUGUGUAAAAUGCAACAACUUGAAUUCAGUGCCUACCGGUAAGAGACACACAACGAAUGUGGAUGGGAAAGGACCCCCUAGAUGCUUUGACGUUAAUACAAAGCUUGCUGCAGGUAACCACCCCCCUAACAAUAUGACUUUAAUGCGUAGUAAUAGUGCUGUUUACAACAGAUUUAAAACUUACUUUUAAUACGUAUUUACAAGACUAAAAAAAUAAUAAAUAAAUAAAAAAGAGUUUUUAAAAAAUUGUCAACCAUUUAAUAUUGAUACUGGUAAAAAAGAAAAAUAUUAGUUUUUGGACAGGUGUUAAUGGGGGAUGAUUAUUUUUGAUAUUAUAGCAAUGCUGCAUGCUGGUAUUGGUGAACAGCAGGUUAACAAUAUCCUCGCAGAGCUUAACCUUCCUUCUAUUCACCACAAAACUCUAAAAGAACGGGAAAGAGAAAUAGGGUGUGUUAUGGAGGAUAUCGCAGAGAAUUCUUGUAAUGCUGCAAUUCAGGCUGAAAUCAUUUGCUCUAAUAGCGGAGGCGCUCCAGAUCUAAGUUGCAGCGAGGGUGCAGAGGUUUCAUGCGACGGUGGCUGGCAGAAAAGAGGAACAGGACGCAAUUAUAAUAGUUUAUCUGGACAUGUAACGGUUGUUGGGAAGAGUACAAAAAAGUGCCUUUCUUAUGGUGUGGCGUGCAAGUCUUGUAGAAAAUGCCAGUAUCGAAAGAGAGGAAGAGGCUUAUGUAAAUCUCACAGCUGUAGAAAAAACUGGAGCGGUUCAGCUAAAGGCAUGGAACCUUUCCUAACCGUGAAGUGCAUCAAGUCUUUGAAAGAAAAAGGCCUGGAUGUACGAAAACUUAUCAUGGGUGACGACAGCACUACAUUUUUGAGAACUAAAAAGGCAGUACCAAACAUUACAAAAAGUAGCGAUAAAAACCACGUAGUCCGGAAUUUGUCCAACGCAUUAUAUAAGGUCAAAGAAACCCAUGGAGGUCUUUCUGUGAAAACCAUAAAAUACUUCAAGAAAUGUUUUGCGUAUACAAUUCAACAAAACAAAAAUGACGUAGAGGGGAUCCGAAAAAGCCUGUAUGCAACAGUUCCGCAUGCAUUCGGAGAUCACAGUCAAUGUAACUCCAGUUGGUGUGGAUUCCUUAAAGAUCCAAGCACUUACAAACAUAAAUCGCUGCCCUCCGGAAAAGAUCUUGUUGGAGAAAAACUAAGAGAAGCCCUACAGGAUGUUUUUCAGAAGCAUGCUGAAAAAGCAGAAAAAUACACAGAUCUUGGAUCUUCAAACGCAAACGAAAAUUUAAAUCAGAUGAUAGCAAAGAAGGCCCCUAAAGCUCAGCACUACUCAGGAUCAGAAAGCCUUUCUUACAGAGUUGCCGCUGCUGUUGCCCAAAAAAACGAAGGUCACAAGUACAUUUUGCAGGUUAAUUCCGCAUGCAACUUGUCUCCUGGGAAGCAAACCGAAAAAAGACAAAACCUUCUGGAUGAAAAAAGGUCCACAAAGCACCAUUUCCAAGGUACCUACAAAGCAAAGAUAGAACGUCUUAGACUUCGGGAACAGAGGCAAACAUCGGAGACAACAAUGGAACUCUGCGAAGGCACUACAUACGCCACAGAUAUUGAGUUGUCAGCGACAAAUGACGAGUUAGAGGAUCUUAUCACGGAAAUUCCCAUGUCUGAAAGAAAACCAAAAAUUUCACCUCUAUCUUCUGAAACAUCUAAUAUCAUUGUUGCUGAUCUGGAAACCACUGGUUUAGCGACAGAUAGUUCCAUCAUCCAAAUAGCUGCUAGUAGCUAUUGUACGGACGACACCUUCUCCAGUUUUAUACGUCCUCAAAAUGGUUAUAUCCCUAAAACGGUUUCAAAACUGACAGGCAUCGAAGUGCAUGGUUUGACCAUGUUCUCCGACAUGGUACCGGUCCGAUCCAUGGGAGAAAAGGAGGCACUGUUAAAGUUUGUGGAGUGGAUGAAAAAGUAUGACCCCGUUCUCAUCGUGGCUCACAAUGCAUGUUUUGAUUCUCGGAUCUUGAUAUCUGCAUUCAACAGGCACGGAAUCACCGAUCAUCUUAAAAGUAUUGUCGGUUUUUCAGACUCCAUUAAAAUUUUCAAAAAGGCAUUCCCCAGUCAAUCAUCUUACAAGUUGCAGCAUUUGGUUCAACAAUUUGGUGCAGACCUGCCACCAGUCCAGGCCCACAAUGCUGUUAACGAUGUUCUGGUACUCCGCCACAUGUUGCUGAAAAUAUCCAGCGCCUCAGAUUCUCUCCGACAAUCUGCAUUUUCUGUCGAAUAUGUCACACUUCAGAUCAAAAAGGUGCAAAACAAACAAAAACAUUUAGACGGCUAUGACCAGUUGAUAAGCCAAAAUGUUUUGACGAAGACCCAGUGUUCAAGCUUAGCAUCGCAUGGACUGUCCGUGAAACACGUGCAACUUACAUUUAAUAGAGCAGGGGUAGAUGGGCUUAAGGACGUACUGAAAGGGAAAAUUAAAAAAAUAAGUAUUGCUGCUGAAAAACUAGCUCGGCACUUUUCACAAGCAACAUCCUAAUUUAGAGUGAGUUCAUAUCGAUGUAAUGUACUGGUAGAUCGAGGAUAUGAAUCCUAUUAAUGGGAUUAGCAUGACGUUUUUCAUUUUUGGAUUUGGAAUUUGAUAAAAAUGAUAAAACGAUAAUUCAAGGUGUAUGAUGGUUACAUGUAUUUUUAUGACAUUAUCAAACAAAACUUCUUUCGUAUUCAGAUAAUAGAAAAUAUCUUCAAGCUAUUAUCAAAUUGUCCACGUAUUUAUGUCAACUUGUAAAGUGCUUAAAUGUUAACCCCCCACUUUAAUCCCUAUCAAAUAUAUUUUAUAUCUUUAUACACUUUAUUAAAAUAUAUUAAUACAUAAGAUUCUUUCUUUAUUCACUUGAUUUUAUUUCUUGUUUCCAUUUGACGCAGUGUAAAUCAGAAAAUAUACGCGACGUCAAGCAUGACGUCGUGGGCGCUAGUAUAGCGUUUUUCAUUAAAAAUUGUCUUUUUUCGCCAUUCAAAAGUUAAUAUGUACAUUUAAUUUGUGAGAAAACGAGCCCGAAUACAUAUGACUUUUUUUAUAUGUAUUUAAUUCAAAUAAUCUCGAUGUGAUUUGGGCAAAAAAUCAAUAAUUUCGUCUGCACCAUUUAAGAGAUAUUAAUAUUUUUUAAUAAAAAGUAUUAUCAGAAAAAGGGUUUAAAAAAUACGUUUUCUCUAUAUAAUUCAAUAGAAUAACGCUGAAAAGCUUGCGUCAACAAUGGCAUGUUCGGGAGUGAAUUGCAUGAAAACGAUGCAGACAAUUUUUAUCAAAUUUUCAGAAACUAUAAAAUGAAACUAGGGGAUUCGUGUAACAAAUUUUCAGGGUAUGUUUUCGAGCGAUUUUAAA